Messenger RNA from Danio aesculapii, 4111 nucleotides. It is a transcript of the gene strn3, whose product is annotated as striatin, calmodulin binding protein 3. Gene Ontology annotation, cellular component: dendrite. The coding region runs from base 266 to 2419 and encodes 717 amino acids. The transcript is spliced from 16 exons. Gene Ontology annotation, molecular function: armadillo repeat domain binding; protein phosphatase 2A binding; calmodulin binding. NCBI's taxonomy places the organism in Eukaryota, Metazoa, Chordata, Actinopteri, Cypriniformes, Danionidae. The record is from RefSeq and is a predicted model, not a curated record.
GGGUGAACGCGUCCCAUCAUGCAGCGCGCGCGCCAGUCCUCCCUCACUCGCUCGCUCACCCCCGCAGUAGGAGACUCACAUCCAGGGAUCGGACUAAUGGCGGCCGGCAAAUCCGUGCGUUGACACGAAAUCCACAACAGCCGCUCAGGUGCCAGCCUAUUCGGUUGGGCGCAGGGCGACGUCGCAUCGCUACGCGAACGGUAAAAAAGGGAGGGUUGAGGGGUAACAAUCGGCGACUUCUAGCAGGACUUUCCUAUUUUUAAACAUGGAUGAACAGCCCGGAGGAGGAGGAGGAGGUGGUGGAGGAGGAGGAGGAGGAAUGGCCGCCCAGAGGCAGCAGCAGCCCGCACCGCAGCAGGGCAACAACAGCAUUAAUCCUCAGAUGAACAGCGCUGGAGGAGCGCCUAUGGUUCAGCAACAGCAAGACGAGAUGCCCAGGCCCCAGCAGUACACCAUCCCGGGGAUUUUACACUACAUCCAGCACGAAUGGGCCCGUUUCGAGAUGGAAAGGGCGCAUUGGGAAGUGGAGAGGGCCGAGCUCCAGGCCCGAAUAGCAUUCCUCCAAGGAGAAAGGAAGGGGCAGGAAAAUUUAAAGAAUGACCUUGUUAGAAGAAUAAAAAUGUUAGAAUAUGCGUUAAAGCAAGAAAGAGCAAAAUACCAUAAAUUAAAAUAUGGGACAGAGCUUAAUCAAGGUGAAGUGAAAAUGCCUAGCUUUGAAUCAGAAGAUACCAAAGAUACAGAGGUCUCAGCCAUACCUCAGAACAGCCAGUUAACGUGGAAACAGGGCAGACAACUUCUCAGACAAUAUCUUCAGGAAGUAGGUUAUACGGACACAAUACUGGACGUCCGGACGCAGCGAGUGCGGUCAUUACUAGGACUGUCCGGCUCAGAGCAGAAUGGUUCCGUGGAAACCAAGAACCUAGAGCAAAUUCUAAACGGAGGCGAAUCUCCAGCCAAAAGAAAGGGACAAGACAUGAAAAGGAAUCCAGAAGUUCUGGAGACAUUUAAUUUUUUAGAAAACGCUGAUGAUAGUGAUGAAGAAGAUGAUGAUGAGGGUGAUAUAAUGGAGGAUGUGCCUGACAGGAGCGAUAAACGCAGAAUAAAAAAACAUAAGAUUAAGGUCGGAAAUGAAGGUUUGGCUUCAGACUUGCCGGAUGACCCUGACACAGAGGACGCACUCAAAGAGUUUGACUUUUUGGUGAACGCGGAGGAUGGAGAAGGUGCUGGGGAAGCUCGGAGUUCUGGAGACGGCACAGAGUGGGCUGAGCCUCUGCCAUUCACGCCUGGUGGGGGCAAGUCCUUUAUCAUGGGUUCUGAUGACAUGUUGGAAAGUGUGCUGGGCCUGGGAGACCUCGCUGAUCUGACUGUGUCCAAUGACGAGGCUGAAUACAGCUAUGAUCUGCCAGCCAAUAAGGAUGCAUUCAGGAAGACAUGGAAUCCCAAAUAUACCCUGCGUAGCCACUUUGAUGGAGUGCGAGCCCUGGCCUUCCAUCCUGUUGAGCCGGUGCUGGUCACAGUCUCAGAAGAUCACACGCUCAAACUGUGGAACCUCCACAAGACCGUUCCUGCCAAAAAAAGUGCCUCUUUUGAUGUGGAGCCUAUAUACACGUUUAGAGGGCAUAUUGGGCCUGUGCUCUCAUUGGCUGUGACCUCGAGCGGUGAGCAGUGUUUUAGUGGUGGAAUCGAUUCAACAAUACAAUGGUGGAACAUCCCCAGCUCGAACGUAGACCCUUACGACACAUAUGAUCCCAGUGUGUUGGCUGGUACGUUGUUGGGUCACAGCGAUGCCGUUUGGGGAUUGGCUUACAGUGGGAUCAAGAACCGUCUGCUCUCCUGUUCAGCUGAUGGGACAAUCAAGCUGUGGGACCCUCAAGAGAAGACCCCGUGUCUCAGCACUUUUAACUCCGAUAAAGAUCAUGGCGUUCCCACAUCAGUCGAUUUUAAUGGGUGCGAUCCAGCUCAUAUGGUGGCGUCUUACAACACAGGAGAUGCUGUUGUUUAUGAUCUGGAGACGUCUCAGCCUGUAGUUGUGUUCUCUGCACAGGGAGAGAGCGCUAUUCCUUUUGGGAAUCACAUCAAUAAAGUAGUCACUCACCCCACCCUGCCAAUCACAGUCACCGCUCAUGAGGAUAGACACAUCAAAUUCUUUGACAAUAAAUCAGGUAAAGCCAUCCAUGCGAUGGUGGCUCACUUGGAUGCUGUUACUAGUCUGGCUAUUGAUCCAAAUGGCAUCUACUUGAUGUCAGGAAGUCACGAUAGUUCAAUCCGCUUGUGGAACCUGGACAGUAAGACUUGUGUACAAGAAGUCACCGCUCACAGGAAAAAGUCGGACGAGGCCAUAUACGACGUUGCCUUCCACCCAUCGAAGGCAUACAUAGGAAGUGCCGGAGCCGAUGCCCUGGCCAAAGUGUUUGUAUAAAGGCACGUCCGUAUUACCACAUCUGUAAAGACAGACAGAGAGAAAGAAAAGACUGCUUCACUGCCUUGUGUAACAAGAGUAGCAUUUCUCACACUACAUUGAAGUGGCUUCCACCAACCUUCGCUGUCAAACUCACACCACACACACAACGAAGACCAGGUGCCAAGAAGGGGACGUGCCGUUUCUUUUUUCGUGAAGCCAGUGUGGAGUGCUCAAUCAGUUUUAAUCUUUAUUUUUGUUUCCUGAAAGAAAAGCAAGAAAAAAAUACCUGUAAUUUACUGUAAGCUGGAGUGAAACCAGUGCUUGUAGCCUUUUGACUGGUUCUGAACUGAGCUGAUAAUGUGUCCUGUAGGUUUGUUUCAGUGACCAUGGAGUGGCUGUUUAUGUUCAUCCAUCAGUAGGUUUUCAUUGACCGUCAUCAGGGGCACCUGAGGAAUCCAGUCCUGCCCUGCCGAGCCAUAAAACCAGACCCCAAUCUCAUCCUAAUGUAGCGUGCAAACCAAUACAGUUAAACUCAGUCAACCUUCAUACCUUUAGCGUUUGUUUCUUUUUUUGUGUAAAAAAGUAUAGUUUUUAUAAUCAAUUUUAUAUAAAUAAAGACUGUCAUAAAAGCGCUGAAAAUCACAUUUUUAAAGGGACUAUAAUCCCACUCGAGCCCUCCGUUUCCCGCGGUUCUCCUUCACGAAGGUCUUGUGUAUCUGGAAAGCCUGGAUGAACACUCUCCUUUACACUUGCUACAUUGCUUUAAUGUUGUUUUAUCAUCAUGUAACGGAGAGACUGUAUGCUAGUAGUAGCACAGCGCGUGGUGACAUGAGAGCUUAUAGGAAUCUACAAAUAAACUGCAGCAUCCUGUCACUAUGUGAUGUUUCUGUACACCUUACUGUAAAAUGAGUUGAAGUAUCACAAGUUAGAAAUCCGAACGCUAUUUAUUUUCAGUCUGUGGAUAGUCUUAUCCUUUGUUUAGAGCGCAUAGCUCGACGGUGACUAAAAUGUCGGGCUGUUGCUAACCAAACGGAACAGGUCAUUUGAUAGAAAGUGAGAUUAAUGUGAAAGCUCUUUUUAAAACACGGUUUCUUAGUUGGCUCAGAAUUGCGUUUAAAUCCCAUCACGAUGCCGGAGAUCAGGUGAGAACUGUUUUUAAAGUUAAAGGGAUGGUUCACCUCAAAAUGAAAAUGGUGUUGUCGUUUACUUGCCUUCGUGUCUCUAUAAAGCAAUAUGACCGAUUUCCAUUUGUGCGACCUAAAAGAAGCUAUUUUGAAAAAUGUCCUUUUGUGUGCGUGUGUGCGUGUGUGUGUGUGUGUGUUUCCAUGGAAAAGAACUUCAUGUUGGUUUAAAAUGACACGAGGGUGAUUAAAUGACGACGUCACAUUUGGAAUUUGAAUACAGCGUAAUAUUUUCUUUGUGGUCGUUCUGCCCCUAAUCAUUUUUAAAGGAAACGAUGCAGUUUAUGGUGUAACAAAAGACCUUUUUGUUUGUGUAAUGCAUGAUUAAUACUAAAAAUAAAGUAUUUUUUCUAGUCUUCCAAAAGUUCUAAUCAGUUUGAAGAGUUUUGAUGAGUUUUGUAAGGUUUUUGAUUUACUACGAAUCAACAGAUUUUAAAGAUUGUACCACAUAGCAAAACAACUGUUGAAAAGUAAUGUAUAUAAAAUGUCUAUAAUAAAUAUUAAAUGGUGUAUCUGUAUAUGCAACAUG